AUUUAGUUCAUCCACGCGCCGCCACCUAGAAUUAACGCGCCUAUACAUCCCGUCUUGUGCAUCGAAUAACCGAACCCAAUGAGAAAGAGAAUAAAUGUUUGAUUUUAGUUCUCUCCGCCACAAUUCUCUAACAAAGACUUUUAAAUUUAUAAAAUUCACUAAUUAACUGGAUUAGUUAAAGUUGACUAAUUAAAUGGAUCCAUAAUUCUUCCUCCCUAUAAAAAAAUUCCAUCUCUAUAAUUCUAACACUCCGGACAAAACAAAUCGGAAAAAAUGGAAGUGAAAGCAAGAGCACCGGGAAAAAUAAUCCUCUCCGGUGAACAUGCGGUGGUGCACGGAUCGACUGCCGUCGCUGCCUCCAUUGAUCUCUACACUUAUAUCACCCUCUCUCUUCCCUCUGACAAUGAUGACACACUGAAAUUUGAGUUCAAGGACAUGGCAUUAGAAUUUUCAUGGCCAAUUGCUAGAAUCAAAGCAGCAUUCCCUAACUUAGAUGUUCCGUCCUCUUCGACGCCCGCCUCUUGCUCGAUAGAAUCGAUGAAGUCGAUUUCAGCUUUGGUUGAGGAACAACAUAUUCCGGAAGCACAUAUUGCUCUUGCUUCCGGAGUGUCGGCUUUUUUAUGGCUAUAUACUUCAAUCCAAGGAUUUAAACCUGCUACUGUGGUUGUCAAUUCUGACCUUCCACUCGGUUCUGGCCUUGGCUCGUCUGCUGCUUUCUGUGUUGCCCUUUCAGCGGCUCUUCUUGCUUUAUCAGACUCUGUAAAUGUGGACAUCAAGCACGAAGGAUGGUUGAUGUUUGGGGCUUCUGAACUUGACUUAUUAAAUAAAUGGGCUUUUGAAGGUGAAAAGAUAAUUCACGGAAAGCCAUCCGGAAUAGACAACACUGUCAGCACAUUCGGAAACAUGAUCAAGUUCAGGUCUGGUAAUCUGACAUGCAUAAAGUCUAACAUCCCACUCAAAAUGCUUAUUACUAACACGAAAGUUGGAAGGAAUACUAAAGCACUAGUUGCUGGGGUUUCAGAGAGAACCUUACGGCAUCCUAACGCAAUGAGCUUUGUUUUUAACGCUGUUGAUUCUAUCAGUAACGAACUGGCCGCUAUCAUACAGUCACCUGCUCCAGAUGAGCUAUCUAUUACUGAGAAGGAAGAAAAACUAGAAGAAUUAAUGGAAAUGAAUCAAGGUCUACUUCAAAGCAUGGGGGUUAGCCAUGCCUCUAUAGAAACCGUUCUUCGAACAACAUUGAAGUACAAGUUGGCUUCCAAGCUGACCGGAGCGGGUGGUGGGGGUUGCGUGCUGACACUAUUGCCGACCUUGCUAUCAGGCACAGUUGUUGAUAAAGUAAUCGCAGAGCUGGAAUCGUGUGGAUUUCAGUGUUUGCUUGCUGGAAUUGGUGGCAAUGGCGCUGAAAUUUGCUUUGCUGGUUCAUCCUGAGAAUACCGUGGCAUCGAUAAUUUAGCUGUAAGAUUUUAUAUGUAAUGUCAACUUUUAAAUAACAGCGUGCCAAUGAAGGUGAAGCAUUCUUCAACUGUACGCUAUUUUGUUGUGUUUAUUUUCUUUUUUCUCAUUUCUUUUCAGCAUUUACAGAAGUGUAAAAUAAUGUGGAAAUUUGUGAAUGCUACACAGUUAAUGGACCAUAGAAAUUUUAAAGCUCUAAUGAAGUGAUUUUGGUCAAAA
Mercurialis annua (annual mercury) is the source of this 1674-nucleotide messenger RNA. RefSeq names its product mevalonate kinase. The record is from RefSeq and is a predicted model, not a curated record. Bases 274 to 1431 code for a protein of 385 amino acids. Gene Ontology annotation, molecular function: mevalonate kinase activity; ATP binding. The transcript is spliced from 5 exons. Gene Ontology annotation, cellular component: cytoplasm. Gene Ontology annotation, biological process: isoprenoid biosynthetic process. NCBI's taxonomy places the organism in Eukaryota, Viridiplantae, Streptophyta, Magnoliopsida, Malpighiales, Euphorbiaceae.